AUGAGAUAUGGGCUGGAACAUGCUGUGUACACAAGAAAACAACAUGGUAAUGUCCUAAUAGUUGGUGUUUAUGUUGAUGAUUUAAUUGUCACAGGAAAUUGUGAUGGUGAUGUCAUGCAUUUUAAGCAACAAAUGAAUAAAGAAUUCGAGAUGAGUGACCUUGGUUUACUCUCAUAUUACUUGGGAAUCGAAGUGACUCAACAUGAAGAUGGUAUCACACUGAAACAAAUAGGUUAUGCAAGAAAUGUUCUUACAAAGGCUGGAAUGGCAGAAUGCAAUCCAUCACAAUUUCCUAGGGAACACAAAGAGGAGCUUACGAAGGAUGAAGAAGGAGUUCCGAUUGAUCCGACACUGUUUCGAAGCAUUAUCAGAGGCUUAAGGUACCUCACACACACCCGACCCGACAUUGCAUAUGCUGUCGGAAUUGUGAGCAGGUUCAUGGAGAAACCUAUAGUAAAACAUAUGCAAGCAGUGAAGAAGAUCUUGCGGUACGUUAGAGGAAUAGUUGACAAUGGUCUCGUGUAUACCAAGUAUCAUAAAAGUGAUACAAUCACAGGAUAUUCUGACAGUAAUCAUGCGAGAGAUGUGGAAGAUAGACAGAGUACGGGUGGAAUGGCAUUUUACUUGGACGAAAACUUGAUUACUUGGGGCUCAAAAAAACAAAAAUGUGUGGCGUUGUCCUCAUGCGAAGCUGAGUUUAUGGCUGCAACUACCGCAACGUGUCAAGGUAUUUGGGUUAGCCGGUUGAUUCACGAGAUAACCAGGAAGAAAGCUGGUCCUGUCACGCUAUAUUUAGAUAACAGAUCAACUAUAGACCUGAUCAAAAACCCGGUAUUCCAUGGAAGGAGUAAGCAUAUCGACUUGAAGUAUCAUUUUAUAAGAGAGUGUGUUGAACGUGGGGAUGUGGUUGUUAAGCAUGUUUGCAGCAAGGAACAAAGGGCUGACAUUCUCACGAAACUGUUACCUCGAAUUCAGUUUAUAGAAAUGAGAAAGCUACUAGGAGUUAAGAGCAUAUCAGAUUCUAAAUUAGGAGGGAAAGUGUUGGCAUAA
This is a messenger RNA of Cynara cardunculus var. scolymus (artichoke), 1050 nucleotides long. RefSeq lists its product as uncharacterized. The coding region runs from base 1 to 1050 and encodes 349 amino acids. The record is from RefSeq and is a predicted model, not a curated record. The transcript has a single exon. NCBI's taxonomy places the organism in Eukaryota, Viridiplantae, Streptophyta, Magnoliopsida, Asterales, Asteraceae.